GCUACAUUGGAUCAUUCUCCAAAUUUCAUUGAUUUUUGGUGUGGCGUUGGAUUUUGGAGGCUUUCAAAUUAGAGAACAGUGCGAAUCACAGGGCAAUUCAAGGAUACGCAGCAGCCGUUGCCACUUCCCACAGAUCAUCAGCGCAAUUGUGCAGAGACCUUCAUUGGGCUCUGGUUGCGAAAUAGAGCCAAAUGGCGUCCAUGGAAAUUGACAGCGCUAAUUCCAAUGCUUCUGACCCUGAUAAUCCUAGAUUUUCCAUUAACGUAUUGCAGCUCUUGAAAUCUGCCCAGAUGCAGCAUGGGUUACGGCAUGGAGAUUAUACUCGCUAUCGGAGAUAUUGCACAGCUCGGCUAAGGAGGCUAUAUAAAUCUCUGAAGUUCACUCAUGGCCGUGGAAAGUACACCAAACGAGCCAUAACUCAAUCAACUGUUACUGAAGUCAGGUUUCUCCAUGUGGUUCUUUAUACGGCGGAGAGAGCAUGGAGUCAUGCCAUGGAAAAAAGGCAAUUACCAGAUGGUCCAAAUGCACGUCAGCGUAUCUAUUUGAUUGGUAGGCUCAGAAAGGCAGUAAAAUGGGCGACUCUCUUCGCACAAUUGUGUGCAAGCAAGGGAGACUCGAGAACAUCUUUGGAAGCAGAGGCUUAUGCAUCUUAUAUGACUGGGAACUUGUUGUUUGAACAAGAUCGGAAUUGGGACAUAGCAUUAUUGAACUUCAAAAGAUCUAGAGCUGUUUAUGAGGAACUUGGGAAAGUAGGAGAUCUAGAGAAUCAAGUUUUGUGCCGUGAACGUGUGGAGGAGCUAGAACCUAGUAUAAGAUAUUGCUUGCACAAGAUUGGCAAGUCAAAUAUCCAGGCCUCUGAACUUCUACAUAUUGGGGAGAUGGAAGGCCCUGCUCUCGACCUUUUCAAAGCUAAACUAGAGGCUGUCAUGUCGGAGGCCAGAUCUCAGCAGGCUGUUUCCAUGACCGAGUUUCAUUGGCUUGGUCAUAGGUUUCCAAUAUCCAAUGCUAAAACUAGAGUUUCCAUAUUGAAAGCUCGGGAAUUAGAAAAGGAUUUGCAAGAUUCAGCAGAUUCACUUCCAGCAGAAAAAAGAUUGACCAUUUUUGAUAAGAUCUUUACAGCAUACCAUGAGGCAAGGAGCUCUAUUCGCAGUGAUCUGGUCAGCGCUGGAAAUGCUGAAAAUGUCAAAGAUGAUUUAAGUGGGCUUGAUAAAGCUGUUAGUGCAGUGUUGGGUCAAAGGACAAUUGAACGCAACCAGUUAUUGGUGAAAAUCGCAAAAAGUAAGCUUGUUAGGCGCCACGAUGAAAAAAAUGAGAAAGUUACCAAGCCGGAGGAACUUGUUCGCUUGUAUGAUCUUUUAUUACAAAAUAUUGCUGACCUUUCUGAUUUAGUCAGUUCGGGAAGAGAUAGGAAGCCAGAAGAAGUGACAUUUGCUGAAGAGUGUUCACUUAAAAGUAUAGCUUUUCGUGGAGAAAGGUGCUUUUACUUGGCAAAAUCAUACAGUCUGGCUGGAAAAAGAGCUGAAGCUCAUGUACUUUACUGCCAUGCUCGCUCCCUUGUCGAAGAUGCCAUACAAAAAUUCCGUUCGGAAAAUAUCAGUGACCCGAAGAUUAUCGAAGAGUUGAAGACAUUGAUUGACGAAUGCAGAGCUAACAGUUGUAUAGAGCAUGCAACUGGAAUUAUUGAGGAGAUUAAGGCUCCGGAGAAUCUAUCGAACAAGAUCUCGAACAUGUCAUUAACUGGAGCAGAGAAGAAGCCGGUCAAAUACCUCCUUCAGAGCCUCGACAACUAUGAGUCUGCGAUCGCCAAUUCGAAUACCAAGAGUGCUCCACGCAUUGAAGCCUUUCCUCCCGCCUUUCAGGCGAUCCCCCGGAAUCCCAUUGUUCUGGACCUUGCUUUUAACUUCAUUGACUUCCCAUCUCUUGAGAAUAGAAUGAAAAAGGACAGAAAGGGCUUUAUCAGUAGGCUAUGGGGAUGAGUUUCUUUGGCAAGUUUUGGUUUUCUUUGCUGCCUGAGUUUUUGUUUUGCUGGUGGAUACAUGAAUAUAGAGACAGAACUUGGUACUGAUCCUUUAACAACUUCCCAGCCCCCCUUGUGAAUUUUGGGUCACGGUUGAAAACUAAUGACUGUUUGUUUCUUGGUUUCUCUCGGAUGUGUAGCAAAGAUAUAGGACCAAUUUUCAGGAUUUUUGUUAGAGCCUGCUUGUGACUGUUGCAGAUUACACAUUGUUUAGUAUCUGAUUUUUGCUAAUAAUUUUGAGUUCAUUGUGGAUAUUUUAGGCGUUGAUUCGAAUAUUCUGUCAAGAUACAGUUAUUUACCACACCUAUGAGGAUAUGAUUAAAUUGA
This is a messenger RNA of Cucurbita pepo subsp. pepo (vegetable marrow), 2344 nucleotides long. RefSeq lists its product as uncharacterized. The record is from RefSeq and is a predicted model, not a curated record. Lineage: Eukaryota; Viridiplantae; Streptophyta; Magnoliopsida; Cucurbitales; Cucurbitaceae. Gene Ontology annotation, biological process: SRP-dependent cotranslational protein targeting to membrane. Gene Ontology annotation, cellular component: signal recognition particle, endoplasmic reticulum targeting. Gene Ontology annotation, molecular function: endoplasmic reticulum signal sequence receptor activity; 7S RNA binding; signal recognition particle binding.